This is a messenger RNA of Orycteropus afer afer, 834 nucleotides long. Its product is annotated as kallikrein-13-like. Bases 1 to 834 code for a protein of 277 amino acids. The record is from RefSeq and is a predicted model, not a curated record. Gene Ontology annotation, molecular function: serine-type endopeptidase activity. Lineage: Eukaryota; Metazoa; Chordata; Mammalia; Tubulidentata; Orycteropodidae. The transcript has 5 exons. Gene Ontology annotation, biological process: proteolysis.
AUGUGGCCCUUGGCUGCAGUCAUCACCUCCUUGACCGUGGCCUUGACGGACGGCAUCUCUCAGGAGUACCCCAAGAUUCUGAACGGCACCAAUGGAACCAGUGGAUUUCUGCCAGGCGGCUACACCUGCCGCCCCCACUCCCAGCCCUGGCAGGUGGCCCUACUAGUGAGAGGGCGGCUGCUGUGUGGGGGAGUCCUGGUCCACCCCAAAUGGGUCCUCACUGCAGCACAUUGUCUGAAGGACGGGUACAGAGUGUACCUGGGCAAGCACGCUCUGGGGCGUGUGGAAGCCAGUGAGCAGGUGAGGGAGGUAGUCCUCUCCAUCCCCCAUCCUGAAUACCAGAGCAGCCCCACCCACCUGAACCACGACCAUGACAUCAUGCUUCUGGAGCUAGAGGCCCCGGUCCAGCUGACUCGCCACAUCGGCGUCCUGCCCCUCUCCCACAAGUGCCUACCCACCGGAACCUGCUGCCUGGUGUCUGGCUGGGGCACCACCAGCAGCCCGCAGGUGAGUUACCCAAAGACUCUACAAUGCGCUAACAUCCAGCUGCGCUCAGACGAGGAGUGUCGUCAAGUCUACCCUGGGAAGAUCACUCCCAACAUGCUGUGUGCCGGUACACAAGAGGGUGGUAAGGAUUCUUGUGAGGGUGACUCUGGAGGUCCCCUGGUCUGUAAUGGCACACUCCAUGGUAUCAUCUCCUGGGGAGACUUCCCCUGUGGGCAGCCCAACCGUCCUGGUGUCUACACACGAGUCUCUCAGUACAUUUCGUGGAUCCAGGACACAAUCCAGAAAUACAAAACUCAGGAGCAUCAAGGGAAGAAGGGCCCUGAAUAA